UCCCAACUCCAAGCCAGCCAGCCGACGCCAACUACGCUUACCCUCUUUUGCUCUCUCUUCUCCCUUUGAUUUGAAUCUCCUCUUUCUCUCUCUCUCUCUCCCCUUCCGCAUCCUUCCUCGACGAUCGCCUGCUCUUCUUCUUGCUCCUCGUCUCCGGUCUCCUCCCUGCCUGGCGACUGAGCAGGGAGAAGCGCUUUAUUACUGCGGAAUAGGAGAGACGGCGCCGGAGUAGCGAAAAGGGCAAAAGGGCUACACGUUUGGUAUUUUUUUAAAGAAAAAUUUGCACGAGGGUCAUGGCGUCGGGGAGCUACCGGAAUGGAGGGGUGAAGGUGGCCUCCAAGGUCGAUCGCCUCCCGUCUUCCGCCGGAUACACCACGCCCAAGCCCUCCACCAAGUCCAGGCUUUCAGCUGCCGCCGCCCCCUCCCGCCGUGGCGUCUCAGUGGCGCCCUCCUCCAGCAAGGCUGGUGGAGAUUCCGGAGUUCCUGGAAGAGUUCGAGUGGCUGUAAGACUUCGGCCUCGAAAUGCAGAGGAGAUGAUAGCAGAUGCUGAUUUUGCUGACUGUGUUGAAUUGCUGCCUGAGCUCAAAAGGUUAAAGCUCCGUAAGAAUAACUGGGAUUCUGAAACUUACGAGUUUGAUGAGGUGCUGACAGAAUUUGCCUCACAGAAACGUGUGUAUGAAGUUGUCGCAAAACCAGUUGUAGAGAGUGUUCUGGAAGGGUAUAAUGGAACAGUUAUGGCCUAUGGACAGACAGGUACUGGGAAGACUUUUACUCUUGGGAGGCUUGGAGAAGAAGAUACAGCUGCCCGAGGCAUCAUGGUCCGUGCAAUGGAGGACAUUCUUGCAGAUACAUCACCAGAGACCGAUUCUGUUUCAGUAUCAUAUUUACAGCUUUAUAUGGAAAGCAUACAAGACCUUCUCAUUCCUGCAAAUGACAACAUUAACAUUGUAGAAGAUCCAAAGACGGGGGAUGUUUCACUACCAGGUGCAACAAAUGUAGAAAUUAGAGAUCAAAAAAGCUUUAUGGAACUCCUAAGAGUAGGUGAAGCGCACCGUUUUGCUGCUAAUACGAAGCUCAACACAGAAUCAUCUAGGAGCCAUGCUAUUCUGAUUGUACAUGUCAAGAGGUCAAUGAAAGGAAGAAUUGAUGUUGAUCACAGUUUUCAUGGUGAAAAUAGCAUGGCCACUAAUUUGGUCUCAUCAUUCAGGCCGCCCAUUGUUAGAAAGAGCAAACUAGUUGUUGUGGAUCUUGCUGGUUCAGAAAGGAUUGACAAGUCAGGUAGUGAGGGACACACUCUAGAAGAAGCAAAGUCAAUUAAUCUAUCACUGAGUGCUUUAGGCAAAUGCAUCAAUGCACUUGCAGAAAAUAGUCCUCAUGUUCCAGUUCGUGAUUCUAAGCUUACAAGACUUCUUCGAGAUUCAUUUGGAGGCAGUGCAAGAACUUCAUUGGUGAUCACAAUUGGUCCAUCUCCUCGCCAUAGAGGAGAGACAUCGAGCACCAUAAUGUUUGGACAGAGGGCAAUGAAGGUAGAGAACAUGGUCAAACUAAAGGAGGAAUUCGAUUAUAAAAGUUUGUGCAGGAGGCUUGACAUUGAGCUUGAUAAAUUGAUUGCGGAAAAUGAAAGGCAGCGGAAAGAUUUUGAAGAUGAAAUUGAGAGAAUUAGAAUGGAAUCAGAGAAUCGAAUUGCUGAAGCUGAAAGAAGCUACAUAGAUUCUCUCGAGAAUGAAAGACUGAAGUUCCAACAAAAUUAUUUGGACUCAGCAAAGAAGCUUGAGGAGAAGUGGAAGGCUAAUGUUGAUAAAGCAAGAACAGAGCAUCAAAAUCUUUGUCUUGACAAUGCACGUAAUGUAGAGGCUCCAUCAACGUCUACCUCAGAUGAUGUUGGUGAGGUCAGACAGUUUCAAAAUGAAAAGCACUUGCGACAAUCUACUGAGGAUGAAAUUAACAAACUUAAAAGUGAAGUAUCACGUUGGAAGCAAUUAGAGGAAGCUGGAAAUGCUGAAAUUUUGAAGCUUCACAAGAUACUGGACAGUGAAGUUGGUCAGAAGAAGAAACUUGAAGAAGAAAUAGCAAUUCUGAAAAGUCAGUUAUUGCAAUUGAGUUUUCACGCCAAUGAGACAAAGCCUAGUCUUGACAGAGGUGUUCCCGGGAAAUUAUCAACAGGAUUCGACUCCCUUGUUUCUCAAGCUAGACAUUCUCAGCUUAGAGACUCAGCAAACGGACCCAAAGCUUCAAUUGCUAAACUAUUUGAACAAGUGGGUUUGCACAAGAUACUGUCAUUGCUUGAGUCUGAAGAUCUUGAUGUUCGAGUUCAUGCAGUGAAAGUUGUAGCAAAUCUGGCAGCUGAAGAAGCAAACCAAGAGAAAAUUGUAGAGGCUGGCGGUCUUACAUCGUUGCUGAUGCUUCUAAGAAGCUCAGAGGAUGAAACUAUACGUAGGGUAGCAGCUGGUGCAAUUGCCAACCUCGCAAUGAAUGAAACCAACCAAGAGCUUAUCAUGGCACAAGGUGGCAUUGGCUUGUUAUCUGUGACUGCUGCUGAUGCUGAGGACCCCCAGACACUUCGAAUGGUUGCUGGGGCCAUUGCUAAUUUAUGUGGGAAUGAUAAGCUACAGAAAAGGCUUAGUAGGGAAGGUGGCAUCAAAGCCUUGCUAGGUAUGGUUAGAUGUGGACAUCCUGAUGUUCUUGCACAAGUCGCUCGAGGCAUUGCAAAUUUUGCAAAGUGCGAGUCCCGAGCUUCAACUCAAGGUAAUAAGGCAGGUGUCUCUCUUCUGAUAGAGGAUGGCACUCUUCCUUGGAUUGUAAAAAACGCGAAUCACGAAGCUUCACCUAUAAGACGCCACAUUGAGCUUGCAUUAUGUCACUUGGCUCAACACGAAAUCAACGUGAAGGACAUGAUCACCGAGGGAGCAUUGUGGGAACUCGUUCGCAUAUCCCGCAACUGCUCGCGAGAGGAUAUUCGACUGCUUGCCCACAGGACCCUGAUGUCAAGUCCCAUAUUCCAAUCAGAGUUGAGGCGAUUACACAUCGAGUUUUAACUCUCAAUCUCACCUCCGCCUCAUCAUUCGAUCGCAUAUAUUGCAUCAAUGUCUGGGGAAGCCUUGCAACAGGGCAUUGACUAUUGCAUGGCAACUUCAAGUUUUCCAUCAACACAUCAGGAUGCUUAUCUCUGAGGGAAGAAGCAAAAUCCAAAUUCACAUUGUAAAUAUUGUUUUCAAGAAACAAGCGUGAGCUUUAGAGGCAUUAGUGAAGAUUAAUUGAUCACUUAACUGAGCAUUAAUCAUUAUGUACCUGUAGCCAAUGGAGAGUAUAAUUCAACAGUUACUCUUGAGAUUUUGAAAAAUUGGGUUGUAUUUAUUAUUUUUUUAAAAAAUACAUUUAAGUGGUAUAUUUAGGCUACUAAA
Messenger RNA from Zingiber officinale, 3401 nucleotides. Its product is annotated as kinesin-like protein KIN-UB. The coding region runs from base 294 to 3035 and encodes 913 amino acids. NCBI's taxonomy places the organism in Eukaryota, Viridiplantae, Streptophyta, Magnoliopsida, Zingiberales, Zingiberaceae. Gene Ontology annotation, molecular function: microtubule binding; microtubule motor activity; ATP binding. The record is from RefSeq and is a predicted model, not a curated record. Gene Ontology annotation, biological process: microtubule-based movement. The transcript has 19 exons.